GUCCUGACCCUGGUCUGUUAUUGCAGUCCUGCUCGCUGCCGGUCUGCAUACCUCAGUCUUUCCUGAUGCCUGUGUCGCUGUUCAGGCACCGUUUGCCGGUGUUGCACCCUAGAUGAACAACUUUGGGGCCACUGAUAUGGUUAGAUAAUUGUUCUCCAUUUAUUUGUGUGUUACAGUGAGUUCUAUGCUUACUUGGCAGAGGCGUGCACAGCUUAGUUCAAGAUUGGUACAUGUGGAAAGUACAGAUUGGCUGAAGGUGAUGUGUGUGGUACAGAUAGGUUAACUCUGCAAUAACAGCCUGUAGAGUCAGCCCCUUGCAGCUGGCAUGACCUGCCCCCUGCAGCUGCAUGUGGGGGGUGUUAUCCACCGCCUGGUUUCCUGCCUCCGAGAUGGAUUCAAGGACACUUUGCAGUGUAAGAGCAGUGACCUCAUCCCUCACUAGCAUGGCCUCACAGCAGCACCUAGACAAGAGCUGGGAGGAGAAGCAGCACCCAGAGAGUAAGAUGGAGCAGGCAAAGUGCAGCCUGAUGAAAGAGGAGAAGAAAGAUUUCAAGACAGAGGAUGAGAAGGCUGAGGGGAAUGAUGACUGUGAUGAUGUUGAGUAUGAGGAGGAUGAUGAGGGUGGAGAUGACCAAGAUGAGCACAAGGAGGAGAAUGGUUUGAUGUUAGCCCCCUCUGUGCCAGUCAAGCAGCUGCUUCAGUGCCCUGAGUGUGGAAAGAGCUUCACACGGCGCUCGAGGCUCAUUGAGCAUGGCCGAACUCACACUGGCGAGAAGCCCUUCAGCUGUGCUGACUGUGGCAAGGGCUUCACAGUGCGCUCAAGCCUCAUUAGACACCACCGAUCUCACACUGGUGAGAAGCCCUUCAGCUGUGCAGACUGUGGCAAGAGAUUCACAGUGCGCUCAAACCUCAUUUCUCACUGCCGAAUCCACUCGGGCGAGAAGCCCUUCAGCUGUGCAGACUGUGGCAAGCGAUUCACACGGUGCUCACAUCUCAUUAGACACCACCAAAUCCACACUGGAGAGAGGCCUUUCAGCUGUGCUGACUGUGGCAAGAGAUUCACACGACACUCACACCUCACUAGACACCACCAAAUCCACACUGGAGAGAGGCCUUUCAGCUGUGCUGAUUGUGGUGAGAGCUUCACACAGCGCUCACAGCUUAUUGUCCACCUCCGAACCCACACGGGUGAGAAGCCCUUCAGCUGUGCUGUCUGCAGCAAGAGUUUCGCUCACAAGUCUGCUCUCACCGAACACUGCCAUGUGCACACCACUGAGAAGUCCUUUAGGUGCAGGGACUGCAGCAAGAGUUUCAAAACCAGCCACAGCCUCACCAUCCACAGACGCACCCACACCAGAGAGCACCUGUACCCCUGUGCAGAGUGCGGCAAGAGCUUCACCACCAGCUCACGUUUCAUCCAGCACAGACUCAUCCACAGCGGUGAGAAACCCUACAGCUGCAGGGACUGCGGCAAGAGCUUCACCCACAUUUCCGCCCUCACGCAGCACCAUCAUGUCCACAGUGGUGAGAAGCCCUUCACCUGCUCUGACUGUGGCAAGAACUUCAUUCAUAUCUCUGCCCUCACCCGGCACCGUCGUGUCCACACUGGUGAGAAGCCCUUCACCUGCUCUGACUGCGGCAAGAGCUUUACCCACGGCUCCUCCUUUACCUGGCACCGUCGUGUACACAGUGGUGAUAAACCCUUCACCUGCUCUGACUGUGGCAAGAGCUUUGCCUGCAGAGGCAGUCUCACUUCCCACCGCCACUCUCACACUGAGAAGUCUUUCACUUGCUCCGAUUGCAGCAGGAGCUUCAGUCACAGCUUUGCUCUCACCCAGCACCGUUGCAUACGCAGUGGUGAGAAGCCCUUCAUCUGCUCCGACUGCGGUAAGAGCUUCACACAAAGCAGCAAUCUCACUUCCCACCGCCGCACCCACAGUGGUGAGAAGCCCUUCACGUGCUCUGACUGUGGCAAGAGCUUCAGGCAAAGCGGCCAUCUCACUUCCCACCGCCGCACCCACACUGGUGAGAAGCCCUACACCUGCUUUGCCUGUGGCAAGAGCUUUGCCCGCAAAGACAGUCUUGCUUCCCACCGCUGUACCCACACUGGUGAGAAGCCCUACACCUGCUUUGCCUGUGGCAAGAGCUUUGCCCGCAAAGACAGUCUUGCUUCCCACCGCUGUACCCACACUGGUGAGAAGCCCUUCACCUGCUCUGACUGCACCAAGAGCUUCACCUGCAGAGGUCAUCUCACUUCCCACCGGCGCACCCACACUGGUGAGAAGCCCUUCACCUGCUCUGAAUGCAGCAAGAGCUUCACCCAAAGCAGCCAUCUCACUUCCCACCACCGCAGCCACACGGGUGAGAAGCCCUUCACCUGCUCCAGCUGUGGCAAGAGCUUCACCCGCAGAGGCAGUCUCACUUCCCACCACUGUACCCACACUGGUGACCAACGCAUGCUGCAGGGCAAGCGCAAAUAACCCCACCCCAGGUCUGUUGGGGUAAUUGUGCCCCCACCCUGAGAAGGCCUUUCCAGCAGGUUGACCCAAAUUCUCCUCUUUUCCAGCUGCAUUUCUCAGAGGCUGGGGGCUCCAGCAGGAACAAACACCUCCUGCCCUGCUGAGUACUAAUCGGUGCUGCUGAGAAUCAUUACAGUGCUGAGUCAGCACAAACAGCUGCCAUUGGAGCUGGGCUGAGCUGUGCAGGGAUUUGUCUGGUUCUUCCCCCCUAUUCUUCAUGACUCCUUGGGGUAAAACCCCCUCUGCCCCAUGCCCAGGUGUGUCAAUAAAAGCCCAAAGUGACCCAAA
Pogoniulus pusillus (Red-fronted tinkerbird) is the source of this 2807-nucleotide messenger RNA. RefSeq names its product oocyte zinc finger protein XlCOF6-like. The transcript is spliced from 2 exons. Bases 348 to 2480 code for a protein of 710 amino acids. The record is from RefSeq and is a predicted model, not a curated record. NCBI's taxonomy places the organism in Eukaryota, Metazoa, Chordata, Aves, Piciformes, Lybiidae.